Molecule: messenger RNA, 3309 nt
Organism: Salvia miltiorrhiza (redroot sage)
Lineage: Eukaryota; Viridiplantae; Streptophyta; Magnoliopsida; Lamiales; Lamiaceae
Exons: 17
Coding region: 254-2842 (862 amino acids)
Source: RefSeq, a predicted model, not a curated record
UCGGCAGGGGCUCCGCAUUUUGCUCCAUUAGUCAUGUCAUGUGUAUAUAAAACCCUACAACUCAAAAUUUUAACCGCGUGUUCUAUUUGGUGGCAGCUUCUCGCUCAAAUUCCUGCAACUCUGAUCACUCCAACUCAAGACUAUCGGCCAUGAGAAGGCAGAGGACGAUGAAGUAGAGUAUUCAAUUCCAGAGUUUGGGGACACAACAGCAGAUUCAAGAAAAGAACAAAGACGUUACUAGCUGCAAACGAAGAUGGCAGACCCUCAGAAGAAUAAUCGUGUUUCUGUCAAUGUGAAGGAGAAAGAUCCUUUGCAAGAUCUGGAAAUUGGGAAUGAUUUCUUUUCUUGGAAAUCAAUGUCAAUUGGAGAGGGGGAUGGGCUGGAUUUUGACAUCACUCCAGUUUCUAAGGGCAAUAAGAAACUAUUUAACUUUGAGAAAGCGGAUAUGGAUUUUAAUUUGGACGCUGAUUUCGGAAAGAUGUCAUCUUUCAAUUUGGAUAUAUCCGAUCUGGAUAACUCACCACCACUUAAAAAAGAUGCAAAAUCAAAGGAGAAGCCGCAAGAAUCAUCCAGUGGAAAGAAUAAAGGAAAAACUGAUCGCUUUGCUUUUGGAUUUGAUUUUGACGAGUUGGACGAUUUCAGUUUUGACUCCCCAAAAAAAGAAGGUACAAAAGCUCAGAGUGAUAACAAAGAAAGUUCUUCAAAUGGAAGUGGCUGUCAAGAUAAGGAAGGUUCUACUCACAUAAAUGAAACUGGAAGUAAGAGUACUUCAAAAGAUGGACCUCAAAAGCCAUCUUUACCAGAGAGCCGGAUCACUUUUGACAUGGAUUUUGAACCCACAAGGGAAAUUUGUCCUUCAAAUUUUGCCAUGGAUGACAUUGUUACUCAAGAACAUUUAGCUGCAAUUGAUGAAGGACCAACUGGUGAAGUGAAAGGUCCUCUGGAGACAACAAUAUCCAGGGAAAUUCCAAAUAUCAGUCCAUCUAAAAAGUUGGUUUCCCGAGGACAAGUUGAUCUUGAAGCUUGUAUUACAAAUGAUGUAAUGCUGGACUUGUCAUCUGAUCAUCUGUCUAACGAUGAGCCAAGUGGAGGUAAUUCAUCAGCUCUGGAGAAUAAGGUUGACUCUGUGGAUGCAAAUGCUAGUGGCUCCAAAGGAGAACAAGAUGGUAAUAUGACAUUGGUUGCUGAUUCAACAUUUAGUUACAAACAUACAAUAUCUAGAAACUCACAGCACCACCAGGCUGUUGCAGUCUCCGAGAACAUUGACGAGACAAGUGUAGAUAAUUCAUCAGCAGGAGAGAGCAAGGUCAGCUGUAUGGAUACCAAUGCUAGCAGCUUAAAUGGAGAACAAGAUGCUAACAUGGUAUUGGUUGCUGGCUCACCCUGUGAUUACGAACAUACAUCUAAAGCCUCCGAGCACGAUCAGCCUGUUGUAUUCUCAGAAAACAUUAAUGGCGAAAGGACUCAGGAUGGAAUCGAAAAUCAUGCGGACGAAGAUAGAGAAAGAGCUGAACUAGGUCAAACUAAUUCACUUGUUGAAAUUUCAUGUACAACUGGGGAUGUAUCAGGGAUAUCCUGUGACAGUGAUACACAAUCUAGCAGGGAGAAUCAGGAACCCUCUCACGAAAUGAUCAAGUCUUCAUUAACCAGUGAGCCAGCUGAUCCAUUGGCCAAGCCAAUUGAGAACACAACAGAACCCCUUAUGAAUUUCUCACGACCGUCAGUUCAGUUAGAGAAACCUGAAGGUCCCAUCCCGAAGGCGUCAAUCCAAGCAACUUUUUCCUCAUUAAGUAGUAAACAGAUUACCUCUGCUCAACCAAGUCUAGUUAAAGGAAGGAAUGGAGAUGCGGCUCAAAGUGACAGAAAACUAUCCUUGCAAUGUUCUAAAACACUACUGAGGGGGAUUAUUCCCCAGAUUCAGAGUCAGAAAAGCUGCAGUCAUCUAAAUAUUUAUGGCAGAGAGGACCCUGUUGCUGAUGGUUCACGAAACGGCAGUAACUUGAAUGAUUCUAGUGCAAAACAAGUUAAGGACAUGGAGAAAAUAAAAUCUGCACCGAGGCAAAGAGAAGUGUUUACGAAAGAUCUAGAUAAUCCCAGAAUGGAAACUAAUAGUAAAGCAGCAGAAAGCAGUGGAAAUCCAAAAAUAUUAGCAUCUAUACUGUCAAAUAAAAACACUUCUGCUCAAGAACACAGAACUUCUGCAACUGAAGGUGGUAGGAAGCCCCCUGAUCUGUCUGGACUGAAACUUUCGAGAUUAAGCAUUGAUUCAACAAAAUCACCAAUUUUGAGAGAGAUUAAACCAGUUGGAAACAGUAGUCAGAAAAGUGUUUCAGUAAGCAAAAUACCAUUUGGUACUGCUCAUCUUUCGGACCAGUGUAGGCAAACAAUUUCUACCCUAUCUGUGAAGCGAGCAUUAGAGGAUGACACUGCAGAUACUAGUGCCUUACAUCCAGCUAAACGUCUUUCUCAAUCAGUAGCUACGAGCAGGAAUUUUUUGGAAACAACAGAAAAGGUUCUCAAAAAGGUACCCAUCAAUCGCAUGGAAGAUGAUCGCAUCAAAAGCACAAUCGGAAACUCCCAUGAAUUGAAGGCUAAAGGAGUAGAGAUAUCAUCCUCGACAAAAAAUGAUAGCAACAUCAAACUGGCUGAUGCUUGCAGCAAGGAACUUGAUGACCUUUGCGACAUCCUGCGCAAGAAACAUGAUGAGGCCAAAGAACUACUGGCUCAAGCUAUAUUGAACAACAAUAAGCUGCUGAUGCUCAACAAUCCCCAGUUGGAUGAGAAGAUUCGCGCAACUCAGAAUUUGUUUGCCAGAUUAACAGUCGGCGGCAUUCAAGGAUGAAACCAUCAACUUGCGCAGUUAUUUUUCAUAUCAAGGUAACCUCGGUAGCAGCAUUAUCAAUGAUUGUGGAGAAACUUAGUCUGCUUUCUCAACUCUCAAUCUUUUUUUACAUACUUAAACACUUCAAUCACACACAUGAGCAUCGUCUCAUCUCAUAGCUUGCAGUGGUAAUUCAAUAAUACGCGUAUAGCCCCAAUGAAAUACUUAAUUCAUAUGCUUCGAAUCCUGAUCCUCAUAAUAUAUAUCGAAAUACAAAUAAACGGGCCCCUAUAUUCCUUGGUUCCAGAUAAAGUCCACAUUAAUGCGCUUAAUGGCGCCGUUGAAAUCUUUGAAAAUUCGGUAAAAGUUGCCUGCUUAACGCCGUCUAAGUAGGGCGUGCUGCGCGCACAAAUUGGUCGAUUUGGCAUGCUGCCGUACUAUUAAUUUUUUACUCUAAUCUUUUUCCCAAUUGUUUUUGGUUUUCUCAA